This is a messenger RNA of Bipolaris maydis ATCC 48331, 1150 nucleotides long. RefSeq lists its product as uncharacterized. The record is from RefSeq and is a predicted model, not a curated record. Lineage: Eukaryota; Fungi; Ascomycota; Dothideomycetes; Pleosporales; Pleosporaceae.
UUGGGCGAACUUUUGUUUGCGCAAUCUUUGUUCAAGGUGCAAAGUUGGUUUAUUUGACCGCAUUCUUUUUUCUUUGUCGUUUCUUUCUUUUCUCGCAAUAUACAGCGAGCAGCGAGAUAAGACGACUGGAUGCAAAUCACUCUCGGGUUUCUCGACUACCAACCGAUCAAAUACUAACAAGGGAGAAGAAAGAAGAAGAAGAGGAAAAAAAAAAUGGGAGUCUUUUACGAAACGAUUCCGGAUAGCCUCGUGUCAUGGAUCCAUGAACAGCAAAUGUUCUGGGUGGGCACUGCACCGCUGGCAGGCAAUGGGCAUAUUAAUAUUUCGCCCAAGGGGGGGCAGGGACAGCAGUUUGGAGUGCUGGAUGAGCGCACGUUUUGGUACAUGGAUAUGACAGGCAGUGGUGUGGAGACGACUGCGCAUUUGCACGAGCCGGGAAAUGGGCGGAUUUGCGUAAUGUUCACAGCAUUCACGGGACCCCCCAAAAUCGUCCGAAUCUGGGGCACAGGACGGGCGCUGGAAAACGGAAGCGCAGAGUACGAGGGUUUUGUGCAAGACCGCAAGUUGUCAUCUGCCUUUAGCUCGCGUAGCAUCAUCGUCGUCGACGUGCACCAGUGCGGGACGUCGUGCGGCUUCUCCGUCCCGUACUACGACUUUGUGGGCCACCGGGAUAUCCUGGAGAAACACUUUGCGAACAAGCAGAAAAAGUACGAGGAAGGGAACACGGAAGAGUCAAUGGAUAGGUAUUGGGCGUGGAAGAGUCAGAAGAGCAUUGAUGGGCUGCCGGGCAUGAAGAGGGGGGUCGAGUUUGCGGAGAAGGAAGGGGUGGCGCCGCUGAAGAAGAUGGUGGGGAGGUAUGCGCCUGAGAACCAGGCGAGGGAGGGGGCGAGAGAGAAGCUGGAGCCGGUGCAUUUGCUGCUUGUGUUGUUGCUAGGGAUGGUGAUUGGGGGUGCGAUGGCGCUGAGUGUUGUUACGCCGGAGCGGUUGCAGGCGUUGAGGGCGAAGAGUAUGGUUGUGUGAGUGGGUGGAGAGGAGAAAGGGUUGGGUUGUGUGUGGGCGUUUGUAGCUAUGUUGCUGUGACGUAGCAGUUAUGUUAGUGUGGCGUUUCUUAUUGUUGAUGUGUCAGAAUGCGAGCCGUCUUUGAGGAGAA